AAACAUUUAAGACAUUUUCCAUCAUGGCUGAUACUGAUGAUUUGAUUUCAUCAUUAUAUCCACCUCCACCUCCUUAUGUGAGGUUUUUCACCAAGGAAAAUUUGGCCAAAUUGGACGAAUGGAAGGCUUCACUGGAAAGUAAUGAUGAACCACGAGACCAAAAUGAUUCGAUAGCAGCCCCUCCUCCCGGAGAGUUACGGUUCCUUGUGCCACCACAACCACCCGCCGGAUCCCAUUAUCGUGGGUAUGGGAACCUUUGGUCCUUUGAAGACAAGCUCCCCUCGUUGAAAGAAAUGGGGUUACGUCAACUUUACCCGGACGAUGACGAUAUCAUCACUUCCAAGACUAAGAUAAAGGAACUACACAAGUUACUUGACUCGCUCCUACUCAAUUUCCUCGAACUUGUCGGAGUAGUUUCGGUCCAACCCGAGAAGUUCCAUCUCAAGAUUGAGGACCUGAAGCUUAUUCUUAUCAAUAUCAAUCAUAUUCUAAAUUCAUACCGUCCACAUCAAUCCCGUGAGAGUUUGAUUAUGCUUUUGAGAAAGCAAAUAGAGGCUAAAAGGUCGGAAAUUGUGGAAAUUGAUCGUGUACGUCUGGACGUAAAGGAGAAAAUAGCCGCCACAUUAUCUGGAUUGACCAACAAGCCGUCCCGUUCUUAUGAUCAAUCGUCAGAAUCCCUUCUGGAUGGAAGCACAGACGCGUCCAUAGAAGCCACCUUGAACGAAAUAACGACCAAGCUCUUAAAUUAGACGCUC
[Candida] anglica is the source of this 755-nucleotide messenger RNA. NCBI's taxonomy places the organism in Eukaryota, Fungi, Ascomycota, Pichiomycetes, Serinales, Debaryomycetaceae. The record is from the annotation of a GenBank genome assembly.